Coccomyxa subellipsoidea C-169 is the source of this 1023-nucleotide messenger RNA. Its product is annotated as cation efflux protein. The transcript is spliced from 7 exons. Gene Ontology annotation, molecular function: monoatomic cation transmembrane transporter activity. Gene Ontology annotation, cellular component: membrane. Lineage: Eukaryota; Viridiplantae; Chlorophyta; Trebouxiophyceae; Coccomyxaceae. The record is from RefSeq and is a predicted model, not a curated record. Gene Ontology annotation, biological process: transmembrane transport; monoatomic cation transport. Bases 1 to 1023 code for a protein of 340 amino acids.
AUGGCCAGUGGGCUGCUGACUCGCAUGUUCCAACAAAACCUACUGGAUGACUUCUACAGGCGGCAGAACGACAUCAUUGACUCGCUCAUGGAGGUGGAUACGUUGCACUCGGGAGAGUACGAUGGGGAUGCAAUUGAUGAGGCGGAUGAACGCAGGAAUCGACGCGCGAUGUCGCUCUCCUUUGCAUCAAACAUAGUGUUGCUGUUGGUGCGAGUGGGCAUCGCUGCAAUCAGUGGCUCACUGUCCAUCAUUGUCACCACCCUGGAUGCGGUCCUUGAUGUCAUCUCAGGUUUCAUCAUCUGGUCGACAUCCAUCGCCAAAAGGCGGAAGAACAAAUAUAAGUUCCCCAUUGGGCAGGCCCGUAUGGAGCCUCUGGGGAUCAUUGUCUUCUCAUGCAUCAUGGGGACAGCUGGGUUCUCAGUCAUCUUGGAAGCCAUCCGGCAGCUGGCGGCUCACACCCGCACAGAGCUGCCUCACGUGGGCUGGGUUGUGGGUGGCACUGUUGGCGUGAUCAUCAUGAAGCUGGGCAUGUACAUUAUCUGCCGGAAGAGCUCGGACUCUUCUGUGCAAGCCUUUGCGCUGGACCACAUCAAUGAUGUUCUGGUGAAUUCUGUCGGCCUUGCCGGUGCGCUGUUGGGGGACAAGGUGGCGGCCUGGAUGGAUCCGUUGGUGGCGAUGCUGCUAUCGGUCUGGCUCAUCUAUGCUUGGGGCGGCCAGGCCUACCUGAACGUGAUGAACCUGGUGGGCCUGUCGGCCUCGCCCCAGUUCCUGCAAAAGCUCACCUAUCUCUGCUGGAACCACGACCCGCGCAUCCUCCAGAUCGACACCGUCAGGUCGUAUUCGUUUGGCGACUCCUGGUUUGCCGAGGUGGACAUAGUGCUCCCAGCAGAGAUGACCGUGGCAGAGUCGCAUGAUAUUGCCGAAGAGCUGCAGAUCAAACUUGAGCGCCUGCCGGACAUUGCCCGUGCCUUUGUGCACAUCGAUUUUGAGACCACGCACGUGCCCGAGCACAAAAUGGCCUGA